Cannabis sativa is the source of this 664-nucleotide messenger RNA. RefSeq names its product prefoldin subunit 6. The transcript is spliced from 5 exons. NCBI's taxonomy places the organism in Eukaryota, Viridiplantae, Streptophyta, Magnoliopsida, Rosales, Cannabaceae. Gene Ontology annotation, cellular component: prefoldin complex; cytoplasm. The record is from RefSeq and is a predicted model, not a curated record. Bases 74 to 475 code for a protein of 133 amino acids. Gene Ontology annotation, molecular function: protein-folding chaperone binding. Gene Ontology annotation, biological process: protein folding; chaperone-mediated protein complex assembly.
AAUUUUGAACAGAACAGAGAAAAAGAAUAAAAGAUCUCUGAGUAACUCACAACAACAGUUCCAAAGCUUAACGAUGGCUUCAUCUUCUUCCUCCUCCGCCGUCAAAGAACUUCAGCGAGAAUUGGAGAACAAAGCUAACGAUCUAAGCAAACUUCAAAAGGAUAUUUCGAAGAACCACCAAGUGAGAAAGAAGUACACCAUUCAACUAGGCGAGAACGAGCUUGUCCUCAAGGAGUUAGACCUAUUGAAUGAAGAUGCAAAUGUGUACAAAUUGAUUGGUCCAGUUCUUGUGAAGCAAGAUUUGGCAGAGGCUAAUGCAAAUGUGAAAAAGAGAAUUGAAUACAUCUCUGCUGAAUUGAAACGGCUUGAUGGAACUCUUCAAGAUUUAGAAGAGAAGCAAAAUAGCAAAAAAGAAGCGAUCCUAAAGUUGCAACAGAGAAUCCAAUCAGUUCAGGCUGGAAAAGCCAAGGCCUAACAUGAUGAGUCAAAUGCUAUCAGAUGUAACAAUUUCUUUGGACUUUAAUUUAAAAGCUUGAAUGAAGCAUUUAUUUUCCUUCUUGUUUGUAGUUUCAGCUAUGGUGCUUUUUACAAAUCUUUAUUGUGAUUUUAGUAUUGUGUUAGAUUCAAUCUUAUAUAUAUAUAUGUUAAAUGGCUAUUUUAUUUU